This is a messenger RNA of Asparagus officinalis (garden asparagus), 1996 nucleotides long. RefSeq lists its product as uncharacterized. Lineage: Eukaryota; Viridiplantae; Streptophyta; Magnoliopsida; Asparagales; Asparagaceae. Bases 101 to 1660 code for a protein of 519 amino acids. Gene Ontology annotation, cellular component: cytoplasm. The transcript is spliced from 5 exons. Gene Ontology annotation, molecular function: deoxynucleoside kinase activity. The record is from RefSeq and is a predicted model, not a curated record.
UCUCCCCGCCGCAACUACAAACCCCUGCCCCGUUCUCUCAACCUCUUCAUGGCUUAAAACCACCAAAAAACGAAACCCUAACCCUAAUUUCUCGUUCUCCAUGCCCGUUUCCUUCCAUCUCAGCCCCCCAAACCCUAACCUUCAUCUUGUCACCUGUCGCUGUGGUUCCGCCCCUCUGAACCGGUCGUGGGCCCCGCCGCUCCGACCAUUUUCCACUUGGAGGGGGUUCAGGGCGACUAAAGUGUUGAGGAGUCAGAAUAAAGGUAGAAUCUUGGAUGGAGUUAGUUAUGAAGAGAAGAAGGGGAAAGGGGAUGGGGAGAGUAAAACCGAGGAGGAGAAUGAUGAGGGUUUGAAUGAGAAGAAGCCGGAGUUGGCAGAGAAUAGUAGCAGUAGGGCUAUUCAGAGAAGGCAAAAGGCCGUGGUGGCCGCAAAUGCGGAUCUUUUGACGAUUCCGGGUGUUGGACCGAGGAAUCUGAGGAAGUUGGUGGACAAGGGUUUUGCUGAGGUUGCUCAGCUCAAGCAGCUGUAUAGAGAUAAGUUUUUUGGAAAGUCAAGCCAGAAGAUGGUUGAAUUCUUAAAGAGUUCAGUAGGAAUCCUCCAUAAAAACCAUGCGGAGAGUAUCACCUCUUUCAUAAAAGAAAGCGUGGAUGAAGAGUUAAAAGAAGACAACAGCUCUGAGAUGAGACCUGUGCCACAGAAAAGGCUGACAUUUUGUGUCGAGGGAAAUAUUAGUGUUGGAAAGACUACUUUCCUGCAACGAAUUGCUAAUGAAACACUUGAGUUGCGUGAUCUUGUAGAAAUAGUGCCUGAGCCUAUCAACAAAUGGCAAGAUAUAGGUCCUGAUCACUUCAACAUACUAGAUGCUUUUUAUGCUGAGCCACAAAGGUAUGCCUACACCUUCCAGAAUUACGUGUUUGUCACCAGGGUCAUGCAAGAACGAGAAUCUGCUGCUGGAAUUAAACCCCUCCGGUUAAUGGAGAGAAGUGUUUUCAGUGAUAGAAUGGUCUUUGUGCGAGCAGUUCAUGAAGCUAAAUGGAUGAAUGAGAUGGAAAUUAGCAUCUAUGAUUCAUGGUUUGACCCUGUUGUGUCAACCUUGCCAGGGCUUAUACCUGAUGGUUUCAUUUACCUAAGAGCUAGCCCAGACACUUGCCAUAAGAGAAUGAUGAUGCGCAAAAGGGCUGAGGAAGGUGGUGUGAGCCUUGAUUAUUUGAAAGGUUUGCAUGAAAAACAUGAGAGCUGGCUUCUCCCAUUUCAAAGUGGAAAUCAUGGGGUAUUGUCUUUUAGUCAAUUGCCGAUGCAUAUGGAUGACACCUUACAUCCUGGAAUAAGAGACCGUGUAUUUUACCUACAAGGAAAUCAUUUGCAUUCAAGUAUCCAAAAGGUUCCUGCUUUGGUAUUGGAUUGCGAACCCAAUAUUGAUUUCAGCAAAGAUAUUGAAGCCAAGAGGGAGUAUGCGCAGCAAGUCGCAGAGUUCUUUGAGUUUGUGAAAAGAAAGAAAGAGGACACACCUCCAAAGACUAACAGCGAUGAGAAGGAAACUAGUAAAAAGAUACUGCUUCCUCGUGAAGGUGGUUUCUGGGUUCCUGAAGGAACUCAGUUUCCGCAAUCAGCUUUGAAAUCCCUCGACUUAUGCAAAGCCAUGUCAUUCUCAUCCGGAUAGUUGCUCUCCCUCAAAUCGGUUAAAUUCUUGUCGUUUUUCGCAAAAGAUUAUGAAUGGCGAUCCUGACCGAGUUGCAACUGUUUGUAUGUGCUUUGUUUCAAGUGAGCAUAUACAUAAUGCAACUGUUUGUACAUUGAUACAUUAGUAGUAACCUGUGGUGAAAGUCUAGUUUUAGUUUCAAGCUCUUGCUGGGCCUUUGUGAUUGUUUUUGUUGGGCGUGCUAAGUGGGAGUUUUGAAACUAUUGCUGUAAGUAGUCUACAUAAUGUAUCCUAGUUUCUGAACCUGGCAAAGUGAAUGUGAGGGCAAGUGAAAUUUAUCUCCAUGACUUCACUGCA